AUGAUUCGAGCUACUCGUGGAAUGGCCCGAGUGGUCCCUCGGGUGUGUGCCUCUGUGGCCGCCCCUCAGAUUGCCGCACCCGCGACCAAGUUUGUUGCUCUCAAACAGUCCAUUCGACCCAUCUCCACCCGAUCCACCGUGGUCCAGCUGCUCAACAACAUUGGUAGCAAGCGGGAGGUGGAGCAGUACCUCAAGUACUUCACCUCCGUCAACCAGCAGCAGUUUGCCGUCAUCAAGGUUGGCGGCGCUAUCAUUACUCAGCAGCUCCAGGAGCUGGCUUCUUGUCUGGCCUCCCUCUACCAUGUGGGUCUCUACCCCAUUGUGCUGCACGGAACCGGCCCCCAGAUCAACGAGAUUCUGGAGCAGGAGGGCGUGGAGCCUGAUUACAUUGAUGGCAUUCGAAUCACAGACCCCAAGACUAUGUCUGUGGUCCGACGAUGUUUCCUGGAGCAGAACCUCAAGCUGGUGGAGGCUCUGGAGUCCAUGGGAGUGAAGGCCCGUCCCAUCACCGGAGGCGUCUUCCAGGCCGAAUACCUCGAUAAGGAUAAGUGGCAGCUGGUUGGAAAGAUCACCCGAGUCGACAAGACCCCCAUUGAGUCUUCUAUCAAGGCCGGAGCUCUUCCCAUUCUCACUUCUCUUGCCGAGACUGCUGACGGCCAGAUUCUCAACGUCAACGCUGACGUUGCUGCCGGCGAGCUCUCCCGAGUGAUUGAGCCUCUCAAGAUUGUCUACCUCAACGAGAAGGGCGGUCUCCACAACGGUACUACCGGCGAGAAGAUCUCCAUCAUCAACCUUGACGAGGAGUACGAGGACCUUCUCAAGGAGCCCUGGGUCAAGUACGGCACCAAGCUCAAGAUCAAGGAAAUCAAGGAGCUGCUGGACUUCCUUCCCCGAUCUUCCUCCGUCGCUAUCAUUUCCGUCGAGUCUCUGCAGAAGGAGCUCUUCACCGACUCUGGAGCCGGAACCCUGAUCCGACGAGGUUAUAAGCUUGUCACCCGAGACAACCUUAACCAGUUUGCCUCGACUGAUGCCCUUCGAGCCGCUCUGUCUCGAGACAAGGAUAUUGCUUCCAACAAGGUCUCUGUUGCUUCUUACUUGCGAGAGCUUGAGACAUCUCCCUUCAAGGCCUACGGAGAUGAGCCUUUGGAGGUGCUUGCCAUUGUCCGAGAGUCCCCCCACGGAGCUUAUCUCGAUAAGCUCCUGGCCUCCAAGAACGGCUGGCUCAACUCGGUCACCGAUAAUGUGUGGACCGCCAUCAAGAAGGACCACAACAAGAUGUGGUGGACUGUCCCCGAGGAGGACGAAAACACCUCGUGGCAUUUUGACAAGGCCGACGGAUCAUUUGCCAAGAACGGCCAGGUCCUGUUCUGGUACGGAUUUGAGGCCGACGAGGUGUCCAAGCUCAUUGCCUCGUUUGUUGCUAACGCCAAGGCCGAGGCCUUCACUGGUGUGCGAUCCAUGCACACCGGCACCGGCCUUGGUAACGGUCGAAAGACAGGUGCCCCCGGUGUCGGUCGAUACUUCCGACCCACUAUCCAUUCGUCUCUGACCCCUAAGACCCGACACUUCACCACCAACCCCAACCCCCCUAUUGAGAAGGGCACCAACACCAAGCCAGCCAAGGUUGCUCUGAUUGGUGCUCGAGGAUACACCGGCAAGGCCCUCAUUGAUCUGAUCGACAACCACCCUCAUCUCGAGCUGUCUCACAUUUCUUCUCGAGAGCUCGACGGUAAGCCCCUCGAGGGUUACAAGAAGGCCCAGAUGAAGUACUGCAACCUGCAGGUUGAGGAUAUCGUUCGUCUGGAGGAGAAGGGUGCAGUUGACGUCUGGGUCAUGGCUCUGCCCAACGGAGUCUGCAAGCCUUUUGUCGACGCCAUUGAGGGAGUCCGAAACAAGUCUAUCAUGAUCGACCUGUCUGCUGAUUACCGAUUUGACACUACCGGUGAUUGGACCUACGGUCUGCCUGAGCUGGUUGAUCGACAGGCCAUUGUCAACGCCAAGAAGAUCUCUAACCCCGGAUGCUACGCUACUGGUUCCCAGCUGGCCAUCGCUCCUCUUCUACCUUACCUUGGUGGCCAGCCCACCAUCUUUGGUGUUUCUGGCUACUCUGGAGCCGGCACCAAGCCUUCUCCUCGAAACGACAUUGACAACCUGCGAGAUAACCUGAUCCCCUACUCUCUGACUGACCACAUUCAUGAACGAGAGGUGUCUUCGCAGCUCGGCACUCCCGUUGCCUUUGUCCCCCACGUUGCCUCAUGGUUCCAAGGCAUCUCCCUCACUGUUUCCAUCCCCCUGGCUAAGCCUCUGACCUCUCGAGAUAUUCGAAACAUUUACCAGGAUCGAUACGCCGGCGAGAAGCUGGUUCAGGUGACCGGUGAGGCCCCCGAGGUGCGACACAUUUCUGAGAAGCACCACGUCUCUAUCGGAGGCUUUGGCGUUUCUUCUAAGGAGGACCGAGUGGUUGUUGUCGGCAACAUUGACAACCUGCUCAAGGGAGCCGCCACCCAGUGUCUGCAGAACAUUAACCUGGCCAUGGGUUACGGCGAGUAUGAUGGUAUUCCUUUGUAG
Messenger RNA from Yarrowia lipolytica CLIB122, 2568 nucleotides. RefSeq lists its product as uncharacterized. Lineage: Eukaryota; Fungi; Ascomycota; Dipodascomycetes; Dipodascales. Gene Ontology annotation, molecular function: N-acetyl-gamma-glutamyl-phosphate reductase (NADP+) activity; NADP+ binding; acetylglutamate kinase activity. Gene Ontology annotation, biological process: L-arginine biosynthetic process. The record is from RefSeq and is a predicted model, not a curated record. Gene Ontology annotation, cellular component: mitochondrial matrix; cytoplasm; mitochondrion.